This is a messenger RNA of Heterobilharzia americana, 543 nucleotides long. NCBI's taxonomy places the organism in Eukaryota, Metazoa, Platyhelminthes, Trematoda, Strigeidida, Schistosomatidae. The record is from the annotation of a GenBank genome assembly.
AUGGGGAGUUCCUUCCCGACUAGAGAAUUGAGUCCCACCAACCAUGGUAUGGCAGGUCCACAUCAAAACUUGUCAUACAAUUUCCGUUUGGGCAUUUCAAGCGAUGUCGAGGAGAUUCAAGCUUUUUGCAGAGGUGGGCCUCGCAGUCAUAGCUGUACGGAUGUCUUGUCUCUCACAAAUGACGAGUUAAAUCCAGAUAUUCUAUUGGAUCAGGGUAUUGAGGGGUUUGAUUAUGAUCCUGUUCAGAACAAAAUAUUUACUGAUGAAGGUGCAAGAAGAGCGUCAUACGGUAAUCGUUUUCGGACGGCUAUAUUGCGGCACCUAGUUCUAUUCGCUAUAGGCGUAGUUACUGGUCUUUCUGCCUGUGUGAUAGACUAUGGCAUUGAAAUUAUUUCUCAGUACAAGUACCGGUCGGUAUCUUGGCUUAUCAGAUAUUAUUCUUACUCCUUAUGGAUUUCUGUUCCAGGAUUUUUGUGGUGUGCUAUCAAUUGCAUACUUACUGGGGCUGCAGCAACACUGGUUGUUUUUUUAGCUGUAGGUUAA